This is a messenger RNA of Penicillium paradoxum, 2334 nucleotides long. RefSeq names its product putative ARS binding protein Abp2 (gene abp2). The transcript has 2 exons. Lineage: Eukaryota; Fungi; Ascomycota; Eurotiomycetes; Eurotiales; Aspergillaceae. The record is from RefSeq and is a predicted model, not a curated record. Bases 1 to 2334 code for a protein of 777 amino acids. Gene Ontology annotation, molecular function: DNA replication origin binding.
AUGGAAUCUUCAUUCCCUGUUAUGAUGGAGUCCACCGAUCGCUCGAGCCGUGGGGAGCUCGGCGGGCCGCAAAUGGUCAUCCAACAAUAUGCGCGAUAUCCCCCGACCUUGGAAUCGACUUUACGGAGCGCUUCCUCUUUAGGAAGUGCUCGUAGCCAGGUAGAUACCAACAAGUCGCCUCCUCUACAACGAAGAGAAACCCCCAGAAGCUUACAAUCUUCUCCGAGGGGCAUACGUUCCGGCCUGCCCCCAUCAUCAGCCAAUCGCUCUGGUACAUCUAUGUCCCCACCAGCUUUUGAACCUCAUCGUCACCAGCCGAUGAAGGAUUCCACGGACCAAGCAGAUUCUCGUGUCCUUCCGUCACGGGACAUCACUGAUGAGACAAUUGAUGAUGCCUAUGUGUCUUUCAUCUUGUACUGCAAUCCUAAUGUUCCAUCCUCGGUUGACACAUCAGAACUUCGAAAAACAUUCCGAUGCUUGCCACGUAGCGAUGGGAAGAGUUUUAAUAUCUUUACUUUAUAUGGGCUCAUCCGAAGGCGACUUCAGAAUGAAGAGUUGAAGACAUGGAUUCAACUAGCAAUUGAGUUAGGCGUGGAACCACCUUGUCUUGAGAAGAAACAAAGCACUCAAAAAGUUCAACAGUACACUGUUCGACUGAAACGUUGGAUGCGUGCUAUGCACAUAGAUGCUUUUUUUGAAUAUUGUAUGGGCUUGCCCCAUGUUUAUUAUACCCAGCUUCCGCCAUCUGGUCCUUUCGUCAGUGAAUCUCGCGAUGGUGUGGCAUUGGAAGAGGAUCUCGCACUGCGGGCACUUGUGCCACAAUGGAAGCCAAAACGCGGACGGAAAAGGGUUGAAGAUAGGUAUGCCGAGGAAGACAAAAUAGUCAAACGACCCCAGUUGGAUACGUCCGUUGGCGCCCUACAACAGGGCAGCUUUCAGCCUCAUUCCGUGACAUUCCCACAGAGUGCGAUUCCAUUCAGUGCAUUCCCUGAUGACAUGGAGUCAAAUGAUCCCUGGAUGGCGGCCACUUCCUCCUUUCCAAAUGGAUCUGGGUCCGAGCAACAAGGUCAAGAUCUCCGCUGGAGGCUUCCUGAACGGGAUACCUCUCCGUCUAGUUAUCCUCAGUCUGCCAUUGUUCCACGCAACAGUCUACCAUCAGAUGUCCUCAUGUCUGCCGAACCCCGAUCGGCUGUUACUCCGUCAACUGGUGAAAAGAGCCGCUCAAGGAGGAGACAUGGACCUGCAGUUUCAUCUGCUUGGCCAAACAGCAACGGAUUGUCCACUGGGAAGGGUCGAGGAAGACCACCGAACAAAGGGUCAUCAUCGGGAUCCUUUUCCACAUUCCAGAUCAAUCCCAGCCGGGAAUCAUCACAGGCCCCUCACACUGAUACACAGCCUCUUGCACAUUCUCUUGACACGAAUACCUCUCAACCUUUUCAGACUCCGCCUUACAAUCAAACCCCGACACCCAUCGCGCAAGGGCGACCUAAUAAACUUCAGUUGCAGGUUCCUCAACAUUCGGGGGCCCCAGUCCGACUCGCAACGCCACCAAGACUUGUAGUAAACGGUAUCAAUGGCGCCGUGGUUGCUGGAUCGGAAGGCUCCAUAAGCUCCCGCCAGCAUCCCACAACGGAUACUUCGAACAACAGCAUCCCUAGCCAAACAUCUUCCAGUGGCCCCAACAAUGCCAAGACUGUCCCAAAUCCUUCCAUCGACGAGAUUGUUCAGGCACUUUCUGCAGAGCUUCUUCGUGCGAGACUCACGGGGCGUGCGGCAGCCCUCAGUCCCGAUGAGGCUAGCUCUUUGGCUUCGGCAAUCGUGAUCAACCUCUCUUCACUAUAUUCACAGUUCCAAAUUGGUACUCCUUCUCUGCUUCUCGCCUUUCAUCUAGGUAUUGGUCAUCAUUUUGGAUUUACGGGGACCAAUCCAAGUUCACUGGCUAUCAAUGUUGAGCGUGUCAUGCCAAGCAACGAUGGAAGUAGAGAUCCCCCUGGCUCUCAUGGGUCGUUUGGUGGGGCUUAUUAUACCAUCUCCCAUGAGUACAAAACAUCGGGCCAAUUUUCAAUGCAAAUAAUGCUCGCAAAUGUCAAUCCUAAUAUAGGGGGGACCGGGGGCUCUAAUCAUCCUAGCGUGACCAUGGUCCCGAGUCAUAAAAGUAUUGACCACAACAAGCUAGUGGAACUGGAUUCGGAUGACGAUGAUCCCAGUCAACCUAUCUCCGAGGCGACAUGGAAACUGCGUUACACCAGGCUUCGGGCUCAGAUGCAGAAAAAGGAUCAAGCUUUGUCACAGUACAAGCGAAAGAUUGUGGAAUCUGUCAUGGCGGACAUAUAA